UAGUAUUGGGUUAGGUCAGCCCGAAGACACUUCGUUACAUUUUAGUCUAGUUGAUCGUCGAUUAAACAUCGACGGAAAUACAUAACACUUGGUUGCUACUCUUAAACUUUAGUUUUAAUUUUUGAUUAAAAAAUUAUUUUCGUGAACACUUUGAAGUUUAUACAUCAACCAAGUCUAUCAACAGUUUGUUUUUAUGUGUGUUAUUGUGAUAUUAUUCUCACUGAUUAAGUGAAGUGAAUUAUCUGGAAAAGCAUUUAUAUAAUAUUAUAUUUAAUUGCAAGAAAAAAAAAAAGAAAUAUAUACAAAGUGAUUUGUAUCAAAGAAAAACGUGAUUUAUAUUUGUGGAUGGAAUGUUUUAGUGUUUCUCUGAAUCACGGAACGUAGAAUGGCACUUUCUUAUUUGCAAGAAGCGCAAAUCAACGCAGGACUUCUCACAGGCCAACAAUUCGACAUGAAAGAGUCAGAGAAGCAAUCAUCAAUGUCUCCACCACUGAACAAUAACACAUCAAUGUCGUUAUUUCCUCGUAUUGGUGCAGCAGCGGCAGCCGCAGCAAGCUUAUCAAUGCUGACGCCACAACAAUUGUUAGCAGCAAGUCGUACAGCAGCAUUGAUGGCAGCAGGACUGCCAGUAUCAUUGCAUGCAAGUUUAGCAGCAGCAGCGGCAUCAAAUCCAUCAUUAUAUGGACAUCAUAAUCAACCAAUGUCAUUAUUUGGUGGUUGGGCACCACCAGCCGCACCAUCACCACCAAGCUCAGUAUCACCAGCACUUAGCACCAAAUCUACAUCAAGACGCAGUACAAAUAAUAACAAUAAUAUUGUUAGCAGUAGUGUUGAUAGAGUGACGAAGAAAAAUCAAGUUAAAAAACGGGGACCAAAGACCAAAGUGGAAAUGAGUUUACCUACUCUAUUGGAAGGUACGGCGCCACCUAGUCCGCCCACAUCUGUCAGUCCUGAGGCUGUUAAAGACUCAAGAGAUAAAGUAUUCACUUGCGGAGUAUGCUCAAGAUCAUUUGGCUACAAACAUGUAUUGCAGAAUCAUGAACGUACUCAUACUGGUGAAAAGCCUUUCGAGUGUCCUGAAUGCCACAAACGAUUUACUCGGGACCAUCAUUUGAAGACACACAUGAGGCUGCAUACAGGUGAGAAACCAUACCACUGUAGCCACUGUGAUCGUCAAUUCGUCCAAGUAGCAAAUCUCCGUCGUCAUUUACGCGUCCAUACAGGCGAACGUCCUUACGCAUGUGAAUUAUGUUCAGCUAAAUUUAGUGAUUCCAAUCAGUUAAAAGCGCAUUUAUUAAUUCACAAGGGUGAGAAACCUUUUGAAUGUGAACACUGCCAAAUGAGGUUUCGCCGAAGGCAUCAUUUACUUCAUCACAAAUGUGGUACAUCUGGAUCCCGAACACACAUGGCAUCACCAUCAGUUACUUCUGAUGAUCUUGAAGAAGAUAUUGAUAUUGAUAUUGAUCCUGAGGUAUCCCUUCGUGCUAAAAGUCAUCCGUCGCAUCGGCUUCCAAGCCCCGCAACCACGGAAUCACGUCCAAUUCAUCUCCCAUUAAAUUUAGCCAAUGUUCCAAUUGAUUUACCUGAACAAACAGAACCUGAAGACUUAUCAAUGCAUCGGACACAUUCUCACAGCCACAGCAGUGGUGAUUCACCUCUUAGCCAAAGUCCUAGCAGUGAUACUUUACAUGAUGAUGAUGAUGAUGAUCUUGAUGUUAAAGAUGCAUCACCAACAACAUUAUUCCUACGUCGUGGUGCUCAUCAUGAUAUUUAUCGAUCUGCCAAGAUGAUUAAACCUGAACCUACUUCGUAGUAUAAGUAGACUCAUUUAACAUUUAUUUUUUAAGUAGUUUUUAUGUUAUAAACUCGAAUUCCUUUCGAUACAAGUCUGAACUGAUUGUAAAUAAUUUAUUAGAUUAUUAAAAGUUGAAUAAUCGUUGUAAUUUGUGUGUUUUUAAUUUUUAUUAGUUUAUAAAAUUAAAACGCUUGAGUGCGUGCAUUUUUUUUCCUCUUUUAUUUUUUUUUUUUUAUACUUAAAUAAAAAUCCAAGAGAAUCAAGAAGAAGUAGAAUUAGAAAAGAGGGAGGAAAAAGAGGAUGAAAGAAAGAUUCUCAACUCAAUGUGACACUGAUUUAUGCUCUGGUUCGUCAUGCAAAUUUCUCUUUAGGCCAUUCGAGGUCAUUUCAAGGACUAUUGUUCCAAAAAUGUUCUUUUUACAACAAUAAGGAUGAAACUAGCUCAGUUUUCUUUUCAAAUCAACUUUAGUCCUUGCAGUAUACAUCCUACUGAAUAACUGUGUGCGAAUAUUCAUUUUUGGAUCUUGUUGAACAAGUCUCCAAUUUCACAUUGAUUUUUAAAUCAUGACUUUUUUUGCUGACUAUUUGUUUAAACAAAUGCUUGACCAGAUUAAUAAUUUUUAUCUCGUAGAACGGGACAUUAAAUUGAUAUUUUAAAAACAAGAGAACGAAAAAAAAAUUUUAAUGACACUGAAAAAAGGACUUUUUAAGUCUUCGACAUUAUUGUUUGUAUAUUUUUUAAUUGUAUAAUUUGUUUAAGACAAUCGACAACUGUUUUAUAUAACAGUAAACGUAUGAUUUUAAACAAUUAACAAGACUUUUUAAUUAUAAUUAAUUAAUUUAAAUUAUAUUUAAUUCAAAUAUUUGAUCAUGGAUUUAUAUUUUGAAUGACUCUAAAAUACGUUUUCAAGAGUUAAGAGAAAAUAAGGCAAAAGUAUCGAGAAAGAGAGAAGUUGAAAAGAAGAAAAAAAUAAAAUAAAAAAAAGGGACAAUGGCGUGUGCCAUUGAGUCUCUUUUUUUUUACCCUUGUGUGUACGCACGAUCGAACACGAUCAAGAUCCAUGUAUCGCACAUAGAGACAUAUAUACACACCCUUCAGGGUUUUUACUUUUUAUCCAAAAAAGACUUUGUUGGUCCUUAAAUACUAAAAUAUCGAUUCUUUAUUCAUUUUUUUACUCUCUCUCUCUAUUUUUCAUCUCAAUUUGUACAAAAUCUUUUAACAUAAAACUGAUUAUUUUUUUUUUGUUAGAUUAAACAAAAAUAUUACCAACAAUUACAAAAAUUAUUUUAUUUUAUUAAAUAAUUAAUUAUGUUAAAAAAUUUUUGAUCAUCCUCUUUUUCUUCUUCUUCUUCUUCUUCAGAACCAAUUAAAAAAAAAAAAAAAGAAUGCUAAAUAUUUUAUUUAUCUGAUGAAAAUAUUUUUUCUGUUUUGAGUGACAUUUAUAAGAUGUAAAUGUUCUGUAGAUAACAAAAGAAAAAUAUGUAAUACAAUCCUGAAAAGAGAAUAUUAUAUCUUUUGAAAUUAAUAAAGAAUAUAUACAGCGUGUGUGAGGUCUGUUACAUAUAUGUAAGAAUUGUAAAAAAAAAAAAAAAAGAAAAGGAAUAUUUC
This is a messenger RNA of Chelonus insularis, 3404 nucleotides long. RefSeq names its product protein krueppel-like (gene Kr). Bases 386 to 1813 code for a protein of 475 amino acids. The transcript has 3 exons. Gene Ontology annotation, biological process: regulation of transcription by RNA polymerase II. NCBI's taxonomy places the organism in Eukaryota, Metazoa, Arthropoda, Insecta, Hymenoptera, Braconidae. The record is from RefSeq and is a predicted model, not a curated record. Gene Ontology annotation, molecular function: RNA polymerase II cis-regulatory region sequence-specific DNA binding; DNA-binding transcription factor activity, RNA polymerase II-specific.